Molecule: messenger RNA, 1324 nt
Organism: Brachypodium distachyon (stiff brome)
Lineage: Eukaryota; Viridiplantae; Streptophyta; Magnoliopsida; Poales; Poaceae
Product: thiamine pyrophosphokinase 2
Exons: 7
Coding region: 190-993 (267 amino acids)
Biological process (GO): thiamine metabolic process; thiamine diphosphate biosynthetic process
Molecular function (GO): thiamine diphosphokinase activity; thiamine binding; ATP binding
Source: RefSeq, a predicted model, not a curated record
AUUAACGAAACCAGGUUGCGGGCUUGUGGCUCGUGAUAGCGACGGUACAGGCUUUGGCUUUUUCCGUUCUACUCGAACAGUCUCUCACACGCGGCGAGCUGGUUUGGCCUUCCCACUCGCAUCCUCCCUCCUCGCCGCGCCGCCCGCGCGUGUAAUCUGAGCUUGACAUAUCACAUUCAAGAGCUUAAGAUGUUGUGGCGCACAAUACGCAGUAUGGAUGUUAUGGUACAUUCUUCUAGUUUCCUUCUUCCAAAGAUUCAUCAGCCUGCCAAGACUCCAGCAAACAACUAUACUCUAGUUGUUCUUAACCAGCAUCUUCCACGAUUCAUGCCUCGUCUCUGGGCUCAUGCAAAGUUGAGAAUAUGUGCUGAUGGAGGAGCCAAUCGCAUUUUUUAUGAGAUGCCUCAGAUGACCAAUGAUCAAGACUGUGAAACCACCAGAAAUAGGUAUAUUCCAGAAAUAAUUGAAGGGGAUAUGGAUUCUAUAAGGCCAGAAGUAAAAAGAUUUUACUCUAAUCAGGGAUCUACAAUUUCUGAUAAAUCACAUAACCAAGAAACAACAGAUCUACACAAGUGUAUUUCUAGUAUCCGCCAUCGCACACCUAGUCAUGAAAAGUCUGAUCUUUGUGUUCUUGUUACUGGAGCACUUGGUGGAAGGUUCGAUCAUGAGGCUGCUAAUAUCAAUGUUCUCUAUGUGUUCUCGGACAUGCGGAUUAUCUUUCUAUCAGAUGAUUGCUUGAUUCAACUUCUUCCCAAAACACACCAGCAUGAAAUCAAUAUUGAGUCGUCUGUAGAAGGACCACAUUGUGGACUUUUUCCAAUUGGAGCACCCUCUACAAGCACUACAACCACUGGCCUCAAGUGGAACCUGAGUGAGGCAAAGAUGAGAUUCGGGAGCAUGAUAAGCACUUCCAAUAUCGUGGAUUCGGAGAAAGUAACGGUACAGUCCGAUGCAGAUCUCCUGUGGACAAUUUCUCUGCGAAAUCUGACCUAGAGAUCGUCCACUUAAUUUGAAUCGUCAGCGAAGUUUCCUUUCAGUAAAUAUUUGUUAAGUACAUCUUUGUGAAUGUUGUCUGUUAUCAGCUGCGCUGUUAUACAGCACAGCUGUGUUGUGUUCAUAUAUAUAGGUAGUUCUAUAUGUGAUAAAUAAAAUAAGGAUAUCUGGUGGCUCGUGGUUUGACCCUGUACCCACGAGGUUUCGAGAAUGCGUAAGUCCAUUUGGGAGCUGUUAAUGAAUGAAUCAUAUGAGUGACAAACUGACAAUCAGAUAUGUCUUGUGUACCUACAACUUUUAAUGCAAGGAGCCAGAUGUGUACUUACAUCCA